AUCAAUUCUCACAGUCGAACUCAACGAAAUUCACAAGGAUUUUACAUCUUUACACAAUCUUUAGCUGUCAGUCAGUUCUCAGUCUCAGUGCAAUAGUCGCAUUGCAGUAGGAUUUGCAGUACAGCACUCCAGACACUCUCAAGCUCCGAGAUGGCCACGAUGACCGCAAUCAGUUGCAGUGCCUUGUCAGCCAAUGCUGCAGCACUCGGUUCCAGUCGCAAAGUCGGUACUCUGCUUGGCGCCACCGGCUUGCCUCAGCUGAGCUUGAGGCGCAACCUCCGUUCCACUCCUCUGUUCGUCGUGCGUGCCUCCAAGCAGCAGCAGCAGAAGAACCAAGAUGUUCCACUGCCUGGAACGAAGGUGGAAAUCACGGAGGAGCAGGUUAAGAAGAACGAGCAGGAAGAGCCUCUGAGAGUCUUCGACAACACGGCGGCGGGCAAGUUUGCCCGUCCCGAAAGCGAACGAAGGCCGGAGUUGGGCAACACCACUGCCGCCAGUGUCAUGAAGUUCGACGGACCUGCACCAGAGACCAUCAACGGCAGAUUGGCCAUGCUCGGAAUCACCUGGGCCUUCGCCGCCGAAAUCAUGUCCGGCCAGAGCGUCGUGCAGCAGGUUGUGAACGGGACUGGACUGCUGUGGUUCUUGGCAGUGGCUCCUCUCUUUAUCUGGGCGUCGCUUGUGCCGAUGUUUGGAUGGAACGAGUCCCCGGACAGCAGGGUGUUCGGACCUUUCAAUGCCAAGGCUGAGCGUUGGAAUGGCAGAGCUGCAAUGAUUGGAUUCCUCUCCUUGAUAGUGACAGAGCAACUGCUUGUCCACGGACCCCUUUUCGGAUUCCUCCACCAUUAAAUUUGUCGACAUUUCCGACAUCGCCAAUCUCCAAUAUCAAUACCAUGGCAAGUGGUUUUGACUUGCUAGGUAAUUGAUGGAGGGCUCUUUUCUUUUCUAUCUCUCGACGCGUCUGUACAGAUUAGGGAGAUGAAAACCUCCGCAGCCAAUAUUGGCUCUGCUCGUAAUGACAGAGGAAGGUACUCUGUUUGAGCUUGUAUUCUACGAAUCAGUGUUGUUUCAAGGCCAAAUUGUACCAUAUGGACUCGCAAUGCACAAUAAAGGAAUAAUUGUUUUGCC
Molecule: messenger RNA, 1125 nt
Organism: Marchantia polymorpha subsp. ruderalis
Lineage: Eukaryota; Viridiplantae; Streptophyta; Marchantiopsida; Marchantiales; Marchantiaceae
Source: the annotation of a GenBank genome assembly